UUCCCGUUCUUUUCUGUUCGGAAUGUUGUCAGGCAACCGCCGCUCUGUGUUUCGCAGAAAUCGGCGCGGUGCGGAUCGUGUUGUUUUUGCAAGCUGACCGAGAAACACUGCUUGAAAAUAUUUUGACGACCUACUUUGACUGAAUCCAUGCUAAUGUUUGAUUUACCUUACGCUAUCGUAGUGUUUUAGUACUUAAGUCCUUAAGGGCUUCAGAAAGUUGAACAGACAAAUUGCUUGUGAAUAUUGACCGCGAUUCUCUGUUACUACAUAUACAUGUCGGUUUUUGAUGAUGACAUAAAAAUUAUGGUUAUAUCCUCGAACUAGUGGAAGAAGAUUAGACUACGCUACGAUCAAAUCAAAUCAAAGUUUUUCAUGACAAAUAUUUUUUUCAUAUCCCAUCAAACGUAUUUUCUGGUAGGCAAACAUCACGUAAAAAUCAGUUGGAAGACUGUAAGAAAGCCGUGUAAAAGUGAUAAGGAAACUUUUAAGACCUGUUUUUACCUAUUCCACUCAAUGAAACCCUAAAACCUAGAAAUAACAAAGUUAAUCCUAUUUUUGUUACGGCUGGGCAGUUUUGGCAACCACAUGUUUUUUUGUGCAGGAUUUAUUCUAAGUACUGUCAAUGCUGAUGUUCAAAUUACUUCACUCGCAUUAGCCACGACAAUAUUAUUUCCCAGUCUGUUGACGUCUUGUAAUUUAGUAGAUCGGCAAUCUGUUUUAACCGCAACAAUGCUUAUAUUUUAUCUCUUGUAGAUAUUAGAAGAUUCUGUGAAUAUUAGGACCACUGAUAAAAUUCUAUGAUAUGUUCAUUAUCCGCGUGUUUGUUGUCCAAUAUUUUGUGACCAUUUGAAAUUCAUUCUUUUUCAUCAAGGUUUAUGGCACUACAGAUAUUGUUGUGCGGCAAAAAGUUAGGGAAUGAAGAAACCAUAGUACUGAAUCGUUCAAAUCAAAACAUUGAACUUUCAGCAUGAUUGCAUAACAAUAUGCAAAUGUUUAGCCAUUGUUUUGAUUCGGAAGUUCCCAGCCAUCAUGGGUAAUAUUGCAAUAUCUGUUACCAAAACAAAAAAGUUAGACAUGCUGGUAGGCAGAAAUACACGUUUAUCAUACAUUGUGGUUCAGUUUGUUCAUUUUAAUUUUUUUUUUUUUUGAGUCUUGGUACAGACUUCCUUCCUGUAUUGAUGCUGGAAAGUUGAAUGGCAGGAAGGAAGCAGAAUAUCUCCCCACAAGGGACAUGAAGGGAAUGUUUAUCCUGUUGCUGAUAUCAACAUGAGAUUUUCUUUAGAUAAUUUUUCCUUUUGUUUUUUAUUCUUCUGCGAGGCUGAACUGUUAGAGCAAUUUUUCCUGGAAGUAGAGCAGCUUAAAUCUGCAAUCCGUCUAACUCAGCUUUUGGUUUUUCAAGAGCUCUGUCAGAUCUCAUUUUCAAUUUGGCACCUCCCCCACAACCCCAGGUUUUUACUCUUUACACUACUGGCAAGUGCAAGUGCAUGUCUACAAUGCUGUCUGGAAAUUAGGAAAUAUUACUCAGUCGACUAUUACGUGUGACUCAAUAGACUGUUAUGUGUAACUUAGUAUGCAUGUUGGUGUCUGGCUGUGGAGGAACCAAAAUUUUGGCGGCAAGACGCAAGCAGCAAUGAAACCAGAUUUCAAUUGGCAUCAAUUUGAUUGGUUUUCACUUUGAUUCAAGACUCUUCGAUAUCUUUAUGGGUCUUACAUGUAUAAAGGAUAUCUCUUCAAUUAUUAUCAUGAUUGUAUAUGAGCUAAAGUUAUGUACUAGAUUUAUCGGCUAUCGUGACAUUAUGCACCAAGGCAUGGCGAUAUCUGGAAAACCUGUAUCACUUGAACAAUGCUAAAUUAUAUACAACACCAAAACUGAGAGACAACAGGUGUUAGUUUACUUUCAGCCUGUCUUUUUUAAGUUUGCAAAAUAAGCAGGAACUUUUUAGUUGAUGGAGUAUUGUAAAAUAUUAUUUUAAAGUCAUAAAAAGGUAGAUAUUUUUAUAUGAUGUUUUUCUGCAUGCUAUUAUUAAUGAUAUCUACAUGUAUCUUCUCUAAAAGUGAUAUUAGUUGUACUAAACCUCAAAACUGCCUUUUUUAGAUAACCUGUUUAUGAGUCCAAAUGUGUGAUAAAUUCUCAUUACAUGUUUAGUCGAUUACAUUUGGAUGUUAUAAAGAGAACUGCAAUGCUGAUCACCCCCUCUGCUGAGAAGCUGCUUAACGAGUAGAAGCAACUACAGCUCACUUACUUCCAGAGCUAUAUGAUUUACAGCUCUAUUGAAAUGUCCUGGCAGCUAGCAAUUUUGCACUUUACUAAAUCAUGUGCUGCCUACAGAACUUAAUACUGGAGUUCAGGUAUCCUGGCUCAUUAUAAAAGUAUCUCUGGCUUUAAUGGUUUACUACGUCUGUUAUCUUGUCUGCUACUACAAAGCAUUUUGACAGGGCUUUAUAUACAUGUGUAUCUACCCAGAAUCCAAACUUUAUUUUUUCUUUGAAAAACUCUAUCUAGCUUACAUGCAUUAAGAAGACAUGAUUGACCAUUGCACUUAUACACACAACUUCAGCAGUUGUGAAAUUAAGCCAAAGGCUUUUCAAAUCUUUCUUCAUGAGGAAUGAGGUUCUUCUACAGCAGGAAAGAAAUCUGUGUAUUAAUAUUAAAGAGCUUUGGAUUAGAUUUAGUGUUCUAAUCAUUUUAGGCAGUUUUGGUUAGCCAAUGAAAACAGGAUAAUUUAACAAAAUUUUGCCACUAGAAGUUUAUUUACUAUUGUGUGGCUGGAGUUAAUAUGGUGCCAACUUUAUAACCUAAGUUUAAUUUAAAACAUGCAUAAUAAAACUUUGUACAGCAUUUUUCUAUUAAUUUUUUAGGAACUGUUGUAUACAAAAGAGAGCGAACUAUGUCUAUUGAGAAAUCUAAAAACAUGUUGCCAGUUUUUUUGCAAAUCUUUCAUUAAGAAAAAUAAUAUUUUUCUACUGGUGGGACACAAAUGUUCAGAUGUUAAUAUUAAUGGCUGUGGAUUUGAUUAGACUUGUGUUUAAAUCAGUUUCUGAAUAGCCAAUGGGAACCCGAAUGUAAUUGAUGAAAAUUUCACAAGGGGGUUGUUUACUUAUGUCUUAUUAGAGUUGUCAUGAAUAUUCAAUGAUCCCAGUGAUUAAAAAUAGUAAAUAAAUGGAAAGAAAGUAUGACAUGAUUUAUUCUCUUUAGUUACAGUUGUAGCUGGUUUGAUUGCCGCAAAAUGCAUCAAGGCAACAUUCUGGGUACAUCAAGAUUUUUUUACUGUAAUGCUUAUUUGUAGUGUUUUUAUUUUGUUAUCAUGAUGUUUUUUUUGGCAGAUUUGACUUUUACAUUUUAUAAGCUACUGACAACCUUUAAUUUUGACUUUUGACUAUUUAUCUACAUGUUAUAAGAUGCGUUCUUGAAAUCAUAAUGAAUAUGUGUGUGUACACAAAAACACUUUGAUUUAUUCAAUCUACAAAGGCCUUGGUAACCAUAACAAGACAAGAAUUUGUAAUCUAUGUUUGCUGCAUAUUUGUAAUGAGAUGUUAAAGAAAUUUUCAGUUAACAUUUUGAAACCUUCAUUGUUUAAUUAAGAACUCAUUAACAAUUCUGAGGUUCAUACAAGUUAUUCUCAAUGAUUCCCUCUUAGAAGAGACUGUUCAGAAAGAAUAGCCUGUUGAAUUGCAUGGAUAUUUAAAUUGCCUACUGCUUCAUAAUGAGUUUUAAAAGUUAUGCAUUUGACCUUGUAAUUGCUACUUUCUGUACCAGCUGUAGACUUAAAUUGCUCUGCUUUUGUACAGAUGUGUGAAAAAACAUGUUUUGCAUGACACAGAAACAUUCUUUGACAUGAGGUUGUGAUUUAUGAGGAAUCAUGCAAAUUCAGCUUAGAAAGUGAUAUUGCCUGCCAUGAUACGGUGUAGUUUCAUUUUCACACAUGUAUAUAUUCGUACCUCUAAAACCAUUAUAAACUACAUGUUCUCAACAGUUAUGUCUGCAGUUUUUCCCUCAUCUUUCUGCAUCCUGUGUAGUGUGCUAGCUGUUUUUCCGGUCUAAUUGGUAAUUAUCUCAACAAGUUUUCAAUUUCCUGAGUAUGGUGACAUUUGGGUUAAUGUUCAACAAGCUAGCUGACACUUGGAGCACAUUUUGCCACACCACCUGUAGUUUAUAGACCUCAUGCAAGGGAAAUAUGGUUUUUAUAUGCAUAACUGCUGUAAACAGUAAGCAACCAUACUUUUGCCAAGCUGAUUGGAAAGGAGGGAUAGGGCAGAAAUUUACUGAUGGCAGUGAUGAGGAGAUGAAGGACGAUAUUGACUCUGUACGUGGUUUGUUGGACAGACUGAAGGAAGAGAAGGAGAGAGAACUUCUUAAAGAGACUCCCUCAAGUUCUGUUCAAGAAAAUGGAAUUAGUAGUUCAGAUUCCAAGCAGGAUGCUGUGAUUGGUGAACUUCAAAAGAAGUCAACAUCGCUGGUGAUGAAUUUGAAGUCAGUCGUGAAAACAAAGGAGUCGCCAACAAAAACAAUUGCCUCCAGACAGAGAGAUGCAACUCUGCAGAAUGAUGGUGAUGGAGAUUCCUCCAAUAAAUCUGUGCCACAAAAGAGGAAACAGGAUUCAUUCCUGGUGGAAGUACAGGAAAGGGCCGAGGUGAUAAGUAAAAGUGCACGCAAAGCACCAGAAACGAUGGUGUCAUCAAUGGGACAAAAUGUAGAGGAAGAUCCAGAUACGGAGAUAUUUUUGAGAAAGAUUCGGGCAGCACCCUCCACGUCAAGUGAUUUGCAUGUUGAGGACAACACGACAAGAGUACAUAGAAGUAAAUCCGCUUCAGAGGUUGAUUUCUCGGUCGUAGUGCCAAAUUCAUCGACACUGAACUUGGAACCUCAAAAAUCCAAAAUCCCGCUUGGAAGGUCAGGCUCACUAAAAGGACGAAGAAAACCAACAGCAGCUGGAAGACGAAAGAGUCUGAAGUCAAGCUUUAACGAUGACUGGGAUGAUUCAUUUGUUAUCAGCGAAGGAGAGGAGCCUUAUUUUUCAAUGGACGAAGAACCCAGUGUUGAGUCUGGUGAAAGCUUCAUCAUUAAGGACCCUCCUCAGAUGGGUGCAGAAGGCGAAGUGAGACCACGAACUAAACCUAAGCCCAAAAUUAAAAGCCAGACAGUCUCUGGAAUAGCUCUUCCGGGUCUAGCUGAAGUGUUAAGCAAGAAGAAAAUCGCAGCAGAGGACAAGCAACGCUCCCAGGGCAGCGCUGCCGAAAUUGUCCGUGCAGCUGCCGAGAGUAAGAGGAACAUGGCAGCCAAGGAAGAAAGAGUGGAGAAGGAACCGGAAAAACCGGCUUGGCUGGUCGAGGCGGAGGCACGGAGGAAACUUCACGAACAGCGGAGACACAAUAAAACCAAACAACAAGGAGAGAACGACAGAGAACAGGAUAAACCGGUACAGAACGGCCCUGUUCUUCGUUCUUUGCCUCAUAAACCUGAACCAGUCAUUGAUAAAUCAGAUAGCAAUGCAGGGGUGAACAUACUUCACAAUGUUAUGCUUCGUCCUGUGCGAAAGCUGGAAGCAGUCGCGACUAAAUCAGAUGAAGACAACGAUGCUGAUAAAUCGUUAAACUUUUGUCUACGUCCUGUGUCUAAACCGGAUCCAGUAGACAGCCCAGUCGAGGAAAAGAGUGAUAGUAGUAGACAUCACAACGUGUUUUUACGUCCUAUACCCAAGCCGGAGCCAGUUGUCAAUGAUAACACUGAGGACUUGUCAGGGAAGUUUCAACCGGUACGUUUGAAACCCAUUGCUAAACCCUACGAUCCAAGACCGUCGGGUUCUUCGAUCUCCGAUAACGAAACAAUGCCGAUGGCAACACGAAUAUCUUCCGAAGUGAUGACUUCUAGCUCUCAACCGAUGAGACCGGUCACGCAAUCAUUUUCGGAAAACGGUGACGUGUUAGAUCAAAGCUCGCGGUCAGCGGGAGCAGCUAAAAAUUCUCGCGAGCAUCACUUCGUCCGUUCUCUUGUACCAAUAACUUCGGAGAAACCGACGAUUUCACGAUCGGAGCCGAGGGUUUCCGAAGGUUCUUCGUCGCGUCUGAAUGGCUCGCGAGUCACAGUUUCGUCGAAUUACGUGAGUGCGCCUCACAAAAUCACCCCGAAAACAAGACCCAAACCGACCAACAGGUCGAAAACAGUGACUGUUACGGCUUCUGAAGUGCCGGACCUGUCAAAAGCUAGGCGAACAAGUGUGGAGUUGAUACAUGCUAAAGUUGAGAGGAAAUUUCCCCAGCCUGUUUCGUCGACCGUACCGUCCAGUCACGUGACGUCGCCUAGGGACCAGAGGGAACCCCGGAGAGGCGGUGAUACGCGAGAAAGAGCGGAGACAUUUGACUCGUCUUACAGACCGAGUUACAGUGGAGAUGUCUUACCUCAGUGGAAGAUUGAUCUCAUUGAAAAGAAGAGGAAUGUUGGAUCUUCACGUAGAGAAAUAAUCAGAGAUCAGACGCAACAGACCCAUACUUCAAACGUGACUGCCGUUCCAGCCUGGAAGAGGGAACUGGCAGAGAAACGAAAACAGCGAGUUGCAGUGAAUGGCGUACAAACGUCCCGCAAAGAAAACGAACCCAAGACAUCUCCUGAGGUGCCUCGGUGGAAAAAAGAAUUCGCUGAGAGGAGAAAACGCAGAGAAAUGUCGCCAAGUCAAGUGCAACCUGAUAAACGCGAGCGGUCUCCGGAAACUCCCGAGUGGCAGCGGAGAUUAGCGAACACGCGACGAACUCAACCGAUCGUGGUACAGAGAGGGCCGGUGGAAGAUUCCACAGACCAGGUCCCGAGUUUUAUGAAGGAGUUUGAGAGGAAAAAGAGAACCUUGCCUCGCGGGGGAAGCUACGUAUGACCAAAAGAAAACAGCCGAAAUAUUGUUUAUUGUUUCAACCCUUUCGUUCUGCAAGGUUUUUGAGUUGAAUUUAAUAUAGAAGAGUUCAUAGAUGGAGCGUUGCUUCAUUUUGGUAUGCAAUUUCGAACGACACCUUAUUUCAGGAAGAUAAAUGAUCGGGGAGGUUUGGAAAUGAAUGAGCACCGUUUUUACAAAUAUAUUAAGAAUAAGUGGACAGUUGAUAAAUUGUAAGUUGAUGAUAUUUUGGUGCGUCAAAAAGUAAGAGGUUUGUUUUCAUUUGUUCUGAUUAAACCGAGUUAAUUAUAUCUGUUUUCACUUUAAGAGAAAAAGUAGAUCUAGGCAAAUUUACACGAUAUUUAAAUGUUCAGAUUUUAUUCCAAUCUUUGCUCAAAAGAACAAAUAUAUUUUUGUAGUACGAAAUUGUUUACAUGCUAUUUUUGUCAUAGCAUUGGUCGCAUUGGCCGGAAAUAUUUAAUUCUGUGGGAAAAGUAAUGAUGAACGUUUUGAAAAUAGGAUUAUAACUUUUUACCACAAUCGACUAUGAAGUUCUUUUAUACAAUAACGUCUGCAACUAUGACUUUCAACAUUUCAGGCCAAGGGAAAAAAAGAAAAAAAGCGAAAAACCUGACUUUGCGUUUUUUACAGGGAAAAUGCUGAAUUCAUCUUUAUAGAGCGUGUUUUAAUGAUUUUCGUUAGAAAAAAAUUCGCAUUUUAGAGUUAAGUGAGCGACGUGUUGUAACCAGUCAAAGCGAGGUGCGUAUUUGCUUUCAGCCAAUCAGGUUCGAGUUGUACAAGUGGUGAUUUGUUUUGCUUACUUUUCCCGCGCUUGCCAACCGUUGCAAGUGUUAUUCCUCGAGCUUUGAUUGGUUUAUAUAGUGACAGGCUUUGUGGUACUUUCAUUGGACGGUUUAAAAUAUUUCGACAUUUCUAAAGUAGACAUUUCUUUUGUCGUUUUGAGCUACGGUGUGGGGCCAAUCGGGAAAGGCUUCUGUUCCUUUUGCACUUUUUGUGCUUUUACAUUCGCAUUUACUGCCAUAAUUUUUUUAAAUGUAAUGUCAGUUGUGCUAGAAAAUUAUGGAAAGAAAGUAAGCAUUGUUUAAAUUAAACUGUACGUUUUAUUCUGUGCUAAGAGAAACAUUGGAUAAUUUUCAAAAUUUAGAUAAUUCCUGGUAAUUUCCUACCCUUUUGUAUUACGGUAUGUGAUAUUUUCAAUUUAUUACUGCGCCCGUUACUGUUCAAAAGCAGUGUUCAUCGUUGUCAUUUCAACGAGUUAUUUGAGAGAAAAUUUUGGAAAAUAAAGUUAACUUCACGAAUAUUGA
Orbicella faveolata is the source of this 8182-nucleotide messenger RNA. RefSeq lists its product as uncharacterized. The record is from RefSeq and is a predicted model, not a curated record. Lineage: Eukaryota; Metazoa; Cnidaria; Anthozoa; Scleractinia; Merulinidae.